Molecule: messenger RNA, 2004 nt
Organism: Aureobasidium musti
Lineage: Eukaryota; Fungi; Ascomycota; Dothideomycetes; Dothideales; Saccotheciaceae
Source: the annotation of a GenBank genome assembly
CUCAAGUCGAGAUUGUAUGUCCUGAUGCUGCAUAGCAAGCUUCCGCAUGCCGUAUCUUGCGGACGUAUACUCCAAAAUGCAUCCUUGAAACCCUUACGCCGGUCGUGGGCAUUCCGACCAUCAGUGUCAACAUAUAAUGCAAGAAGCUUUUCCUCAAUCCACUUCCCUUCGGCAACUUGCAAGCUGGAGAAUGUAGUCACCAGAGAAGUUGGAGAAGACAUUGUGCUCCACGGCUAUCUAGGUACACAACGGCAAGCUGGCAAGAACUUGCUCUUCGCCGAACUUCGGAGUACAUCUCUAUCACAUUCUAUUCAAUUGGUCGCCUCGAACAAGACCAACACUGAAAGAGAAUCUACUUUCGAGAGACUCAGUACGCUGAACCUCGAGACGCCAGUAGCCAUCGAGGGAAAGAUCAAGAGUCGUAAGGCCAAGCCAUCUUCAUACAAAGCAGAUGAAGGGGCUAUGCAGCAGAUAACAGACGUCGAGAUCGAACUGACCAGAGUAUUUCCACUCAAUCACUUUCCCAAGGAUAUCAUGGUCACCCAGGACUCGGUGUUCUCUGCAGAGCAAAGACAUUUGCAACUACGUAUGGAAAAGCCGCUCCGAGAUGCGCUAGCGUUCAGAAGUAAAGCAGCCAGCAUUUUACGCACAGAACUCUGCGAAGGCAAGGACUUUGUCGAGAUUGAGACACCUUUAUUGUUCAAAUCCACUCCCGAAGGUGCUCGCGAGUUCUUGGUCCCUACUCGUACGCCCGGCCUGGCAUACGCUCUACCUCAAAGCCCCCAGCAGUACAAGCAGAUUCUGAUGGCAAGCGGUAUCCCUCGUUACGUGCAGUUCGCCAAGUGCUUCCGAGACGAAGAUCUUCGUGCUGAUAGACAACCGGAGUUUACACAAGUGGAUCUGGAAAUGUCUUUCGCAACUGGAGAGGAUGUGAUGAACACAGUGGAGUCUGUUGUCAAGACGCUCUGGCAGAAACUCCUCGGUAUCUCUCACGAUGACCCGUUCCCACGACUUUCGUACGAGGAUGCGAUGUCAAGUUAUGGCUCCGACAAGCCUGACGUGCGUCUUGGAUCCAAGAUUUCACGCGUCGAGUAUAUGCUACCAGUGGACUUAAUCCGCAAGAUUGGUCCACUGCUCGACCUAAUUGUUGAGGUGCUCAAGAUACCCAUCUCGGACAACGCAAAGGAAACCCGUGAGUUUGUGACUCGUUUCAUGGACUCGCCAGAAGCCAAGCCAUUCAAUGAGAACCCAGAAGGUCAGCCUGGCAUCUUCAUCUACGAUCCUCGCAAACCACUAUCCGGUCUAUCCGUCUUCGGUUUUGAAGCUGCAGAAACGAUAGAGGAAACACUGGAUCUUGAAGAAGGUGAUUUGAUCGUCCUUCAAGCUCGUAAGAAUGCACCUCAUGCAGGUGGUUCAACGCCACUGGGAAAUUUGCGUCUGGCUUUGCACAGAUUUGCCGUGCAACACAACUAUAUGCCUGCUCCACAAGGAUUCGAGUUCCUCUGGAUCACCGACUUUCCCCUAUUCUCGCCCUCUGUAGCAAACGAGCCUGGUCAAGGUGGUGCUGCAGGUUUGAGCUCUACGCAUCAUCCUUUCACAGCUCCGAAAACAGCUGAAGACGUGGAUUUACUGCUUACCGACCCAGCAGCUGUCAAGGCGGAGCACUAUGACUUGGUAGUAAAUGGAGUCGAGCUUGGAGGUGGUAGUCGCAGAAUCCACUCGGCGGCUAUGCAGCAAUUUGUGCUGCGUGAAGUUCUGAAGAUGAGUGAAGAACGACUCAAGGACUUCGACCAUCUCAUUGAGGUGUUGAGAGCAGGUUGUCCGCCACAUGCAGGCAUGGCAUUGGGUUUCGAUAGACUCAUCGCUGUCAUGCUUGGUAAAGAAAGCGUCCGAGAUGUGAUCGCUUUCCCCAAGAGUGGAAGGGGUGAGGAUUUACUCGUCAAGAGUCCGACACGCAUGACCGAAGACCAACUCAAAACAUAUCAUUUGAAGCUUCGAGAAUGA